AUGGUGAAGGUGGUAGUGGCAGUUGACAACUCCUCGAGCGCAGAGCGCGCGUUCAAGAGGGCGGUGGAGGUGAUGGGAGGGCGAGGCUCGCUGGUGGUGUUGCACGUGACCGAGGUGGUGACGACGUCCGUGCUGGACCCCUUCCACGACACCCUCGACCACCUGCAAAACGUGGAGGCCCGGGAGACCGCCACCCACGUGCGCAAGAAGUUCGAAGGGCUGUGCCACAGCGCCAGCCCCAAGGUGGCCCAGUGGGAGUAUAGGGAGGUAGAGGCGUCGUCCCCGAAGGAGGCUCUGCUUCGCCAGACCGAGGAGCUGGAGGGUGCCGAUCUGCUGGUGGUGGGCCGAAAGGGCAUGAGCACUCUCGACAAGCUACUACUGGGGUCUACAUCAGAGUAUGUGGUCGCACACGCCCACAUGCCCGUCAUGGUCGUGCACUGA
Molecule: messenger RNA, 441 nt
Organism: Acanthamoeba castellanii str. Neff
Lineage: Eukaryota; Discosea; Longamoebia; Acanthamoebidae
Product: universal stress domain containing protein
Exons: 4
Coding region: 1-441 (146 amino acids)
Source: RefSeq, a predicted model, not a curated record